AUGCUUUCAUCGUUAAGAGCUUUCACAAAACUGAUCAACUCUUCAUAUGUUCAGAACAGUUCAAUUCGUACCAUUUCAACCUCUUUAAAGUCCAAUCAUGGAGAUUUUGAAUACAAAGACCCACAAUCCGAAGAAGAUGUUGUUAAUAUCACUUACAUAUUAAGAGAUGGAACGCCGAAGAAAAUUAGAGGGAAAGUUGGGGAUAAUGUUAUGUAUUUAGCUCACAGGUAUGAUAUUGAAUUGGAAGGAGCGUGUGAAGCUUCAAUCGCUUGCUCUACUUGUCAUGUUUAUGUAGACGAAAAGUUUUACGAUGGCUUAGAUGAACCAAAAGAAGAAGAAGACGACAUGUUAGAUCAAGCUCCAGCAUUAAGGCACAACUCUCGUUUAGGAUGUCAGAUUAUUCUCAGAAAGGAUAUGGACGGCUUAACUGUUACAUUACCUCAAAUGACAAGGAAUUUCUAUGUCGACGGCCAUGUCCCUCAGCCACACUAA
Molecule: messenger RNA, 492 nt
Organism: Auanema sp. JU1783
Lineage: Eukaryota; Metazoa; Nematoda; Chromadorea; Rhabditida; Rhabditidae
Source: the annotation of a GenBank genome assembly